This is a messenger RNA of Pieris macdunnoughi, 297 nucleotides long. Lineage: Eukaryota; Metazoa; Arthropoda; Insecta; Lepidoptera; Pieridae. The record is from the annotation of a GenBank genome assembly.
AUGUAUGAGCCCAACCACAACCCCAAACAGGCACUAGAUUGGACUCCCCAAGGAAAAAGGAAACAUGACCGCCUUAAGCAGUUCUGGCGACGCUCAGUGGUGGCCGAGGAACGACCUAUUGGAUUGACGAGGUCCGAAGUUAAGUGGACGCACUCUGCCCCAUCUAGGGAAUAUAGGAAAAUAACUCAAGUCAAAUCAUACUGUAUACGUCCAGACGCCAGAUCCUCAAAAGAUCUUUCGCCUGUAUUCGAUUCUUGGACCGAAUAUUAUUGUAUAUAUUUUUAUUAUGAAACAUAA